AUGAAGAGAUCUCGCUGUUGGUUGGCUCUGUUGUGUUGCACGUGUUUCCCUGUGUCCAAUGGGCGUGUCUGGUGUGAGACACCUGCCAACAUUCUAAUUGGGGAUCAUUUUAUCUCCUUUACUUCACAACCGGACCAGGCGUCGCCAUCUUCCUGCGUCGUCUCUUCCUGUGUCGUCUCAUGCUACGUUGUCUCUUCCUGCGUCAUCUCUUCCUGUGUCGUCUCUUCCUGCGUCGUCUCUUCCUGCGUCGUCUCUUCCUGCGUCGUCUCUUCCUGCGUCGUCUCUUCCUGCGUCGUCUCUUCCUGCGUCGUCUCUUCCUACGUCGUCUCUUCCUGCAUCAUCUCAUGCUACGUUGUCUCUUCCUGCGUCGUCUCUUCCUGCGUCGUCUCAUGCUAUGUCGUCUCUUCCUGCUUCAUCUCUUCCUGCGUCUUCUCUUCCUGCGUUGUCUCUUCCUGCGUCAUCUCUUCCUGCGUCUUCUCUUCCUGCGUCGUCUCUUCCUGUGUCGUCUCAUGCUACGUUGUCUCUUCCUGCGUCAUCUCUUCCUGUGUCGUCUCUUCCUACGUUGUCUCUUCCUGCGUCAUCUCUUCCUGUGUCGUCUCUUCCUACGUUGUCUCUUCCUGCGUCAUCUCUUCCUGUGUCAUCUCUUCCUGCGUCGUCUCUUCCUGCGUCGUCUCUUCCUGCGUCGUCUCUUCCUGCGUCGUCUCAUGCUACGUCGUCUCAUGCUACGUCUUCUCUUCCUGCGUUGUCUCUUCCUGCGUCAUCUCUUCCUGUGUCGUCUCUUCCUGCGUCGUCUCUUCCUGCGUCGUCUCUUCCUGCGUCGUCUCUUCCUGCGUCGUCUCUUCCUGUGUCGUCUCUUCCUACGUCGUCUCUUCCUGCAUCAUCUCAUGCUACGUUGUCUCUUCCUGCGUCGUCUCUUCCUGCGUCGUCUCAUGCUAUGUCGUCUCUUCCUGCUUCAUCUCUUCCUGCGUCUUCUCUUCCUGCGUUGUCUCUUCCUGCGUCAUCUCUUCCUGUGUCGUCUCUUCCUGCGUCAUCUCUUCCUGUGUCGUCUCUUCCUACGUCGUCUCUUCCUGCGUCAUCUCUUCCUGCGUUGUCUCUUCCUGCGUCGUCUCUUCCUACGUCUUCUCUUCCUGCGUCGUCUCUUCCUGUGUCGUCUCAUGCUACGUUGUCUCUUCCUGCGUCAUCUCUUCCUGUGUCGUCUCUUCCUACGUUGUCUCUUCCUGCGUCAUCUCUUCCUGUGUCGUCUCUUCCUACGUUGUCUCUUCCUGCGUCAUCUCUUCCUGUGUCAUCUCAUGCUCUGUCGUCUCUUCCUGCGUCGUCUCUUCCUGUGUCAUCUCAUGCUCUGUCGUCUCUUCCUGCGUCGUCUCUUCCUGCGUCAUCUCAUGCUGCGUCAUCUUCAAGCACACAUGCCCACAAUGA
Messenger RNA from Xenopus laevis (African clawed frog), 1416 nucleotides. Its product is annotated as keratin-associated protein 10-2-like. NCBI's taxonomy places the organism in Eukaryota, Metazoa, Chordata, Amphibia, Anura, Pipidae. The transcript has 2 exons. The record is from RefSeq and is a predicted model, not a curated record. Bases 1 to 1416 code for a protein of 471 amino acids.